Molecule: messenger RNA, 6653 nt
Organism: Strongylocentrotus purpuratus (purple sea urchin)
Lineage: Eukaryota; Metazoa; Echinodermata; Echinoidea; Camarodonta; Strongylocentrotidae
Gene: cul1
Product: cullin-1
Exons: 20
Coding region: 418-2730 (770 amino acids)
Biological process (GO): SCF-dependent proteasomal ubiquitin-dependent protein catabolic process; protein ubiquitination
Cellular component (GO): SCF ubiquitin ligase complex
Molecular function (GO): ubiquitin protein ligase binding
Source: RefSeq, a predicted model, not a curated record
CGUUUUUCAGCUUAUAGUGCAGUGCCGCACGUACGCAAUUGCAGGAAAGCUCCUAAAAAUACCGGCGUCAACCGACAUAGAUAUCAUCAAAAAACAACCUUGGGUCUACCGUUCCAGAAUCAAAUCAAGAGAAAAUGAAGGACAAUGUCAUCAGCUUAUGAGACAAUACUUCUAGCUCCAAGGCUACAACCAACAGACCAGAAGGCAUCUGCAUCAGGCUUCAAAUAGUCCUUGUGCAAUAGUGUAAUAUCUGGUUAUCAGUCUUUUAUAUCACCUGGAAAAUGCAACUCUACACCUAAGCAACUUGCACAGUUAAAGCCAUCUCUCCGCUAGAGUGAUAUUGGACACUGAGAUUUGAAAAAGUGCUCUAUUGAAAGCAACUCUAUCAUCCAAGAACUUCAUAAACUCUCCACAGAAAUGUCCAAUCGACCGAACAGGGGUCAAAACCCUCAUGGGUUGAAAUUGACUAGCUUAGAUCAGAUAUGGGACGACUUGAGAGCAGGGAUCCAACAGGUUUACUCCAGCCAAGCAAUGCCCAAGAAACGCUAUAUGGAGCUCUACUCCUAUGUAUAUAACUACUGUACAAAUGUCAAUCAGCUUCAGCAGGCACGGACAACAUCGGCUAAGAGCAAAAAGGGCACAGUGCAAGGUGGCGCACAGUUUGUGGGCCUUGAACUCUACAAAAGACUACGGGAUUUUCUUAGGGAUUACCUUGUAAGCCUAAGACAAGAUGGCUCUGACCUAAUGGAUGAGAGUGUGUUGACAUACUACACAAAGCAAUGGGAAGACUAUCAAUUCUCCAGCAAGGUAUUGGAUGGCAUGUGUUCCUACCUCAACCGACACUGGGUUAGAAGAGAGUGUGAUGAGGGGCGUAAAGGCAUCUAUGAAAUCUACUCCCUUGCCCUGGUCACAUGGAGAGAGCACUUGUUCAAGCCACUCAACAAACAGGUUACCAAUGCUGUUCUGAAAUUAAUUGAAAGGGAAAGGCAUGGAGAGCCAAUCAACACACGGCUGGUCAGUGGUGUGAUUCAAUGUUAUGUUGAACUUGGUUUGAAUGAAGAUGAGCCAACUGCUAAAGGUCCAACCUUGAGUGUGUACAAGGACUCGUUUGAGAGUCAGUUCCUAUCUGAGACAGAACGCUUCUACACUUCAGAGAGCACAGAGUUUCUCAGACAGAACCCUGUUACAGAGUAUAUGAAGAAGGCUGAGACAAGAUUGCUUGAAGAGAGAAGACGAGUCCAGGUUUACCUACAUGAGAGCACACAUGAUGAUCUGGCUAAGAGAUGUGAGAGGGUACUCAUCAAGAAACAUCUUGACAUCUUCUACUCAGAAUUCCAGAAUCUCCUUGAUGCUGAUAAAAAUGAUGAUCUUGCAAGAAUGUACAGCUUAGUAUCACGCAUACCCGAUGGACUUGGUCAGCUCAUGACACUCCUGGAGACACACAUCUGUAACCAAGGAUUGGCUGCCAUUGAGAAGUGUGGAGAAACAGCUGUUAAUGAUCCUAAGCUGUAUGUACAGACCAUCCUUGAUGUUCACAAGAAGUAUAAUGCCUUGGUUCUCACUGCUUUUAACAAUGACUCAGGCUUUGUUGCAUCGCUAGACAAGGCCUGUGGAAGAUUCAUCAACAGCAAUGCUGUCACCAAGAUGGCCAAUUCAUCAAGUAAAUCUCCAGAGCUCCUGGCCAAGUACUGCGAUUCACUGCUCAAAAAGAGCUCCAAGAAUCCAGAGGAAGCAGAAUUAGAAGACACACUAAAUCAAGUGAUGGUAGUGUUCAAGUACAUAGAUGACAAAGAUGUUUUCCAGAAGUUCUACUCCAAGAUGCUCGCUAAGAGACUUGUUCAUCAUAAUUCAGCCAGUGAUGAUGCAGAAGCCAGUAUGAUCUCAAAACUCAAGCAAGCAUGUGGCUUUGAGUACACUUCCAAACUGCAGAGGAUGUUCCAGGACAUUGGUCUAAGCAAAGACCUGAAUGAACAGUUCAAGAACCACCUAGCAAGCAGUGAAUCUCUAGAUAUUGAUUUCAGCAUUCAAGUCCUGUGUUCAGGGUCAUGGCCCUUCCAGCAAGGCUGUACCUUCAACCUUCCUAGCGAGUUGGAGCGAAGCUUUCAACGAUUCACCACCUUCUAUGGCAGCCAGCACAGUGGGAGGAAACUUAUGUGGAUCUUUCAAAUGUCUAAGGGAGAGCUGGUCACUAGUUGCUUCAAGAAUAGAUACACAUUGCAGGCUUCAACAUUUCAGAUGGCUGUACUCUUACAGUUCAAUGUCUCUGAUUCGUACACAAUACAACAGCUCCAUGACAGCACACAGAUCAAAAUGGACAUACUGACUCAAGUCAUUCAAAUUCUUCUCAAGUGCAAACUGUUAGUUGGGGAUGAUGGUGAUGAUGAACUCAAGCCAACAACUGAAGUCAAGUUAUACCAGGGCUACAAAAACAAAAAGCUGCGAGUGAACAUUAAUGUACCAAUGAAGACAGAGCAGAAACAAGAACAGGAGACAACACACAAGCAUAUUGAAGAAGAUAGGAAGCUUCUUAUUCAGGCUGCAAUAGUUCGUAUAAUGAAGAUGAGGAAGGCUUUGAGGCACCAACAGCUCUUGAGUGAAGUCUUGACCCAACUCUCUGGCCGCUUCAAACCCAAGGUGCCUGUCAUCAAGAAAUGCAUCGACAUCUUGAUAGAGAAGGAGUACUUGGAGCGUGUAGAUGGGGAGAAGGACGUGUACAGCUACCUAGCAUAGAAUGCACCAUGCUUGACACGAAGAUCAACCUUCGCAUACAUGCACACUGAAGGAACUUAAAGGGACACAAUUUUCCCCGGUCAAAGGUUACUUCUACUGGACUUAAACAAUCAGUGUGGAUAGUCGUCUUUGUGAGAUGAAUUUGACCUUGGACAAUACAAGACUUUAGUUUGUUCCAGUCUUUCAAGGAACAAGGUCCUCUCAACGAGUCACUGUGACCAAGCUUCUUCAGCCUUGAAUUAAGACUAUCAACAUCCUACAGAAAAAACAAAACAAAACAAAACAAAAAAGAAGAAAAGAAAUGAACUUUGAUGUAGGCUGUGCGUUUAUGAGAGUAUUUAUAUACAUGUCAAAUUGAAAUCUUCUGUUGACUAGCAUGACUUUUGUUAUCUUUUCUCAAAAUACAUCUUGAAAUGCAAAUCCACUUGUCUGGUUGUACGUGGUGACCAAUGUGGACCAGCAUUUUUUGCCCUUUAUAGAUACAUGUUUGAAUACAGAUGUCAUAAUUAUAUUCUGUUUUAAUUGGAAUAGUCUCUCUGGACCAGACUGCCUGAACAUUAUCAUAAGGGCAAAGAUUUAUAUAUUGGUACUGCACAGUUUACCUUCUACAUAAUUGUGUUAUAUUAUACUAUUUUUAUUCACAGAACCCCCAACCUCACUGGGUCUGUGAACACACUAAUGCACACAUGUAACUGGUAGUCCAGAUGUUUUUCAAUUAUUUUUGUUUCAUAAUUUAUUCUUUUACUGGCAAUAGUUUGGAGGAAGGAUCAAACUGUUAUAACUUCCAAUUUAUUAUUAGUUAUGUUAAUUUUGAAGUUAAAGGGCGCCUUGAGGUAGUACAUGUAGGUAUCAAUAAUUCAAUUGUCUUCAAGAUUGAAACGAUGAAAUUAUUUUUUAUUUUUGAGCAUAUUUUAAUCUGAAAGGAUAUGCGCAGUAAUGCAAACUGUUGCGGUCAAAUAUAAUUGAACAGAGAAAACCAAACAUUUAUCGAUAGUUGAAUACUGUGGGGCCUUGAUAUAAGUUACCAUCUUUCCUUGUGUGUGAUAGAAUUGCUAUUGGUACACAAAGGAAUGUACAAUUUGAUACGAUUCCACAUGAACACACACACAUACAAAAAAGCUGGCUUGACUGUCCACAUGUAAAUCCAAUUCAUUUAGCAUUAAAUGUAUUAGUAUAAUUCAUGUUAUGACCUUUCCCUAAUUUAGAAUUCACUGGGAUGUCAUAUGGGUAACUGACAUUGGAUAUUUGUCACGUCUGUUUGGAGCCAUUAAUCAACACUUUUGAAAUAAUCAUUGCAUGCAAGCACGUUGUAGCAUUUGACUACCAAUCAGUACUUCCAGUAAGAAGCCUUUCAAUGGGGUGAAUUCACAAUUAACAGCACCCCACUUGCAAGCCACGACAAGCUUAUUUUUUAAGCUAGUGGGUCAAAAUCUUUCAAACCGGUGCGCAGAACCGCAAAACGCUAGCCACCGGUCGGAAUGACAAAAGUGGUAAAACCUGGAUAAACUCAUUCAAUGUGUUUGAUUGUCGUGAUAUCAGAACACAUUUUUUAAUUGAAUUUGGAUGUCAAAACCCAUCCCAUCAAUUGAUUCUAACUGAAAAUGUUGCCUGAUGUGGACAAAUAUCUUUACAAAUAGUCAUUUUGGGGACUUAAAAUUGACCCAAGUGACAAAAAUGUUGUUGAUUGCCUUCAACAUGACCACUUUUUGCAGCAUCAGGGCACAUUUUCACAUAGGAUAGAUCCAUCACAAUCCUUUGCUGAUAGAAAUGAUUGGAAAAAUUUCCCCGACCCAAAAUCACCAUAAUGGUCAGUUUGGGCAAAAAUUACCUAUUAUAUCUUCUCCAGAAAAUCUAGAGAGUAAUGAUGAUAACGAUGUAUACCUGUUAUGUACUGGAGGUCCUUCAUAUUUUGGAAAUCACAGAAAUAUAGAGGAAUAGAGAGGUUUAGCUUUUGAAUCCCCAGAAAGAUCCUUAUUUCAAUAUUACAUGUACAUGUACAUCCUGUGAAUACAACAUAAUGCCAAUAUUUUUAUCGACAUUUAUGAGAGUGCUUCUGAUGCCAUUAAAUAGAUUCCAAAUUGCAUCGAAUACUACAAAAGUAAAAAAUACAUAUGUCAGAUAAUUCUUGCAAGUGUGGAGAUGGUCUUAAGGUCUUAAAUUUCUGAUAAAUUCCAAUUGUAUUAGAUAUGAAAAUUUUAACCAAUAUAAUCUUCUUAAUUUAGGGUCUGAUUAAUGGUAAAAAGACUACAAAUUGAAAGUUGAUGCAUUGAAAAGAUGCUGGUUGAAGUAAAUGCCAAAUCAGCUCCAAAUAGUAGACCAUCGCACUACUAGACUGACAUCACUUUCAUUCAGAGCUGAUUUUGCUUUUUCUGCUUUGAGAGAGAUUGCAAUGUCCCCCAAAUAUUAAUUUAAGAAUCAUAUGCAACAUAGAACCUCACUCAUUAACAUUUUACAUAUUUUAAUAUCAAAAGCUAUUGCAAAUUAUUCCAAAAUCAGAUUGUAGUCACAUCGCGUAGUGUGCAGUGGGCUUUAAACUUCACCUUUCCUUUAAUUAACCUUUUGUGGUCAAUAUCCAUUUUCUCGACCACACGGACAAAAAUUAAACAAAACUUAAGAGCAAAAACAUUUGUAGCCACCAUUGUAUCAGAAUACACAAAUACAUAUAUACUAGGAUGCAAGACAGGAUUUAUGCUGAUCAUUUCUUAUGUGCCGGUGACGCUGGUCCAGCAAUCAAGAUGGAAUAUAUGCACAAUUUCUUUUUUGUUUGUUUUAGAAGUAUAUCAUUUUGCAUUGGAUACAUGUGAUAAGAAACAUUUGUGAUUGGAACAUUCUCUUUUUCAGAAAUUAACCUGUACAGACAUAAGCAGAUUUCUGAAAUGAUGUAUGUUUCUAGAUGAAUGUGAGAUCUGAUAAUGAAAUUUUGUACGAAUGAGAAUAUGAAGGACGAGAAAACGUAUAAAAAAAUUACCGGUAAUGCUAUAUGAAGAAAAUUAUCUUUUAAGUCUAUAAUGAGAUACUUUCCUCAGACGGGAUGACUUGAUGGGAAAAAACAAAGGCGGGAUAGUAAAGACUAUUUCAUAAGCACAACGUAUUUUCUAUGAAUUUUGUUGUAUUUAUUGAAUGAAUUUUUAUGGCUAAUUUAUUUUUCUUUCCUUUUUUAAAAGAUGAAAAAUGACCAGGAAUUGCAAGUGGCAUUUUGAAUGUCCAUUUUGUGCAAGCAUAUGUGUAUGUCAUUUAUCGCGUUUUGCUUGAAUUCAACAAAGUGGAAACAAAUUCUAUUAAUUUAAUUUUGUUUUUUUCUUCUAAAAACUAAUGUUAUUGGUGGUGCAUAGACAUUAUUGAUUCUAGAUUUAUUUUUAUUUUCAAACUCUUAUUUCUAGUAAAUAGAAGUAUUUUAUGUUCAAGCAUUAUAUUUUGCUAUGUCCAGUUGUCUGUCGAUGAUAUAGAAAUUUGAACAACCAUUAUGAUGCUUCUAAUUUCAUAAUUUUAUGAUUUUUAGUGAUACUAUGAUAUAUAUAGUGUUGCUAUGGAAAGUGCAUUAGUCUUGAAAUGCCACAGCUUUGUUUCCACAGUUGCAUGAAGCAUUGUCAUAUCAAUUAUUUCCUCUCUCGCUCUCCUCUCCGUAGCAUAUAUAUCACAUCUAUCAGAGUUUUCCAUGAAUGAUAAACCUUGUGUUAUUUCUGUGACACAAAGGACAUGAUUUAAAUUUAGAUGAAUAUAAUAUAACCUCUCAACAUGGUAGAAGUAGAGAGGAUCAGUUGAAGAGAGUGAGAGAGUUUAUAUCAAUUGCUAUGCUAAACCAUCCCUUGGUACGUAAGUUACAGAUAUGCUUGCUUCGUGUGUUGUAGAAAUGUAUUGUACUCUGGGCAACACUUACAUUGUAAUAUUUUGAAAAUUGUUAUUAACAUGUAUUAUGAAAUGGA